Messenger RNA from Anopheles maculipalpis, 2445 nucleotides. RefSeq names its product proline-rich protein 36-like. NCBI's taxonomy places the organism in Eukaryota, Metazoa, Arthropoda, Insecta, Diptera, Culicidae. The record is from RefSeq and is a predicted model, not a curated record. Bases 1 to 2445 code for a protein of 814 amino acids. The transcript has 5 exons.
AUGCGUAAGAAAUUUGUCCAAACGCUGGCAGCCCAGCAGUUUCCAACAGAGCUUCCCAGCCAUAUUCGAACGCACGACAUGGAGUUGGGAAAGGAGCAACCGCGCACACCGCACCAGCAACAACGUACGCUGGGAAACGGAUUAGACCAGGUGAUUGAAAUCAUGGAUGACGAUCAGGAGGUGGAGCUGAUGAUGGAACGCCACAGGAAGUAUCAUCCUCGCAAGUAUGUAAACCUGCAGCAACCGACCUCGAAGGUUUACUAUGACAAGAUCGACACAUCGACUUCUUCACCCGCACAAGACAAAGACGAUCAAGAGAUGGAGGAAGAUGACGACAGGCUGGUGGUGAUCGAUUUUGCAAGAGAAGAUAGGCAAACGAAGGAAACAAAUAACAACAGUGUCGCUACACCGAAUGAAAACUACACUUUGUUGGAUAGUAAUGGUGAACCGUCGGGGCCAACCAGCUUUCCUUCCGGUGCGAAUGGUACGCUUUCGGCAAACGACCAACAUACGGCAUCCGGAUUUAAUUGGCAUGUGCCGCAGAACGUAAGCCAAGAGGCUUCCAAGCAAGCGGAAACGCGGCAAAGCCUUCUUCCGCUGCAGGAUCACCGACAAACUGCUCCUACACCACAGCCACAACCACCAGGAUUAAUCGCUCCCGGUGGGAUACCACCCGGGGGGAUCACUAUGGGUGGUUCUGCCGGUGGUGACGCUAGAAAAUCAGCAUUCUCUACACCACACGAUAAAAGACAGCAUGAUGCAGCUCUGAUGCCGCCACCGGCACUCAUACCACCGAUGGCAGGCCCGGUUGGUAACAUGGCUAUAGCACCACGCCCUCCCUUCUUCCCCGCAGCGUACGUGCCACCGUACCACUUUCCACCAUUCAGUCCCAACACGCCUGAUCCUAGCGCCUUUCUCACGCUGGAAGAAUGGUACCGGGCCGGCUUUCCUGCACCACAUCUACUGUCGGCAGCGCAGCUACAGUUUUACUAUCACUGUCUCCUCAGCAAGAUGGUACUGCCGGUGCCGCCACACGGGUACAAUCCGCACGACACCCACUUUCGGGACUAUUCGGCACUGGCGAUGACACCGGGCGGCAAUGGCCCGGCUUUUUAUCCACCACCACAGUACGGAUUCGUCACACCCGCUCCUGAUGUUGCGAUUGGAAUGGCUGCAGUUACUCCUACCCCUGUUGCUGCGGUUCCCACCGUCACCAACGCUGCUGCUACAGCUGAACAGCAGCAGCCUCUUAGCAAUGCAGCUCAUCCACCGAUCGGGUUUUCACACUUUAAUGGUUGUAACGGACCGACAGCAGGUGCUGGAUUACUAUCCACACCUGUAUCAUCUGCAUCUACUGAAGUAACCCCACAAUCACAGGCACAGCAACCCAGUUCAUAUAAUGAUUCGUGCGGCCCAUCAGCGACAUUACACUACACGAACCUACAAUCGGAAAUAACACGCCCCAGUGUGAUAAGCCAUGCAGCCGCACCAUCUAGAGGGUCUCCAUCGAACGUGUACACGGAGUCGUCCAUAUCACAGACAUCGUCGAAUACUUCAGCUAGCAUGUCGUCUUCAGCCAAAAAUGCACCGUCCCGUGUGCCAUCACCGCCAUUUGCUAUGCCGCCACGGGCGGAUACACCGUCACCGAACAAGCGUCCAUCUCAAUUUAAGUCAACUAUGCCAUCUCCCUCGUGCGUACCUUCGGCACAGUCCAGCAUGACACCACCGUCCGCACUGUACUCGUCUCGCCAGCGUCGCUUUUCGGUGGACAUACCUACGUUAAUACCGUUAUCCACAAAAAACGCAAACGUCCCUGACGAUCGUCCGUCAGAGUCGAGCUCAAAUGAGACUACCAAAAAGGCUACCAGGCGAAGAAGAAAUUCCACCGCAAGCAAACCCAUCAUCGUCGAGGAUGUUGAACCGCCUGCCCCGAAACGUCGUGGCCGUCGUGCGUCAGUAUGUGCUGCGAACACCACUCCACCGACACCCGUGCCCGCCAAUCCGAUCAACGGCAAUCGCAACAUUGGCGGACUGUUGCAGCAAAUGCGCCUGGAAAUGAUGAGCUUCCUGCAGCAGCGCCGUUCCGACAUCAUCAGCACGAUGCGCAUCUUCAUGAUCGGACGGAUCGACUUCGGCGGCUUUCUGGUGGAGAUGAAGCGGCACACCGUCACCUACCGGGACUUUAUGCAUGUCGCCUUCACGCUGAUGCGCCGCUGCGGGUACAGCGGGUUCGCGAUGGAACCGCCGGCCGAGCUGGACUAUCGGUGGAAGAACCCACCGCAGGAGUUUGCCGACUAUUUCGCAAAGAACGAGCACUGCAGCAAACAGUUUGUGGCGGACAACUUUGACUUUUUGCUGCUGAUUGUGGACAAUCUGUUGCAGCAGUACUUCGAACCGAUGGAGUACUUCUUGCUGACGUACGUGUUGGGGUAUCGGGAAAAGUAA